AUGCUCCUUAGUACGCUUCUCCGCACUCGGGCCAGUCCCAUCUUACGUAUGCCGGUGCUUCGCGUAGUCACGAAUCUGGGCGACGUGCCCGAGACGCUCGAGGCUCAGCUGACCAAGGUGGUCGCCGACAUCAUGAAGAAGCCGGAGGAAAGGUUCUGGUGUGAGGUGCAAACCGGAGCCCGGAUCUCGCAGGGCGGCACCAAGGAUCCGUGCGUCUUCGUCUCGGUGAAAUCGAUCGGAGCCGUCGGAAAGGACGAGAAUCCCAGACUCUCCCAGCAAAUCACCGACUACUGCCACAACGCCCUGUCGGUGGCCAAGGACAAGAUUUCCGUGCAAUACAUCGACAUGGACCCGAAUACGUUUGCUCGUGGCGGGACCACCAUCGCCGAGCAGCUCGCCCAACAAUCCAAACAA
Molecule: messenger RNA, 414 nt
Organism: Mesorhabditis spiculigera
Lineage: Eukaryota; Metazoa; Nematoda; Chromadorea; Rhabditida; Rhabditidae
Source: the annotation of a GenBank genome assembly